UGUUUUAUUUAGGGUAUUAGAUGUGGUCGCGACGCCGAGCAGUCCGGAUUGCGCUCUACGAAUGCGAGCAUCUGGCGCAGCAUCUGCCCAGCACAGCUUCGGAAUCGUGCCGAUCCUAUCUCGCGCUCCUCCAGGCGGCAUUCGAUCACGUUGCGGCGCGCUUGAUCCCGCAUUCAUCGAUCACGCUUACCAGCUUCGAUGUCACGGAGCGCCAAUAUCCUGAUCGAGUCCAAAAUUUCGAUGGGGUUCUCAUCUCGGGCUCUCUCAGCGGCGUGUACGAGCCAAAGCCAUGGAUCAGACGGCUUCUUCAGGAAAUUUUAUGGCUGGACAAGAACAAGGUAAAGACCUGCGGCAUCAGCUUUGGGCAUCAAGCGAUUGCUGCUGCUUUUGGAGGAUCCGUGGCUCCGAAUCCAAAGGGGUCGGAGGUGUCCGUGAAAGAAGCCAAGCUCACCGAUUUGGCCAGGCAGCUAUUCGAAACAAGCAAGGAAUCGUUCAAGCUUCACUACCAUCACAACGAUGCGAUCCUUUCGCUUCCUCCGGACUUCUGGGUGCUUGCUUCCAACAAUAUAACUCAGUACCAGGCAUUGUACAAACCUCACCACUUUCUCACUUUCUGUGGGCAUCCAGAUUACUCGCACCAUCCCAAAGUCCUGGAAUUCCUGCUCAAGAUUGACAGGAAAAAUGGGUGGGUCACGGACGAGAUCGUGAGACAAGGACUCAAAUCCAUCGGCGACGAGACGGACUACGAGUGGAUCGUAGAAAAGAUCCUCCACUUCUACAUGGGUGAUCUAUGGAAUGAUGCCCAAUCGACGGCGGAUAUCCACUGCCCGUAAUCCACGCCCUAAAAAGUUUUUCCAAUCCUUGUAGACUUUUCC
Messenger RNA from Selaginella moellendorffii, 875 nucleotides. RefSeq names its product putative glutamine amidotransferase-like protein C13C5.04. Lineage: Eukaryota; Viridiplantae; Streptophyta; Lycopodiopsida; Selaginellales; Selaginellaceae. The coding region runs from base 21 to 833 and encodes 270 amino acids. Gene Ontology annotation, cellular component: cytosol. The record is from RefSeq and is a predicted model, not a curated record. The transcript has 6 exons.